Messenger RNA from Penicillium lagena, 1545 nucleotides. RefSeq lists its product as uncharacterized. NCBI's taxonomy places the organism in Eukaryota, Fungi, Ascomycota, Eurotiomycetes, Eurotiales, Aspergillaceae. The record is from RefSeq and is a predicted model, not a curated record. The transcript is spliced from 4 exons. The coding region runs from base 1 to 1545 and encodes 514 amino acids.
AUGGUCGUGUUGUCAGGUUACGGUUGCUCGACAUCUGUUUUCACGAAUGUGCCACAGGAUUGUGCAGUCUCUAGGGGUAACUUGUUCAACGCAAAUCAGUCUUCCAGCUGGCACAGACUAGGUCUUUAUGGAAUAAACCAGAAUGGUGUCGGUCUUGAGGCCAACCUUGGAUAUUCCCAAAGAGCAGAGUUUGCUUUAGAUACACUGGGUAUCAGUCUCACUGGACCGAGGCUUGAAAGUCAGACCAUCGCCGGCAUCGCGACUCCCGAGCCCUUCUAUCUUGGAAUACUUGGCCUAAACCCACAACCACUCAACCUCAGCUCCCUAGGAAAUUCCUCAUCGCCGUCAUUUGUCACAAAUCUCAAGGGCCAGGGCGUUAUACCAAGCCUAAGCUGGAGUUAUACAGCCGGCGCCAAGUACCGUCUCAAACAGGUUUAUGGCCAGCUUAUAUUCUCCGGUUAUGACACAUCUCGCUUCACUGGGAAUUCCGUCUCGUUCACCAUCGCAGGCGAUAUAACCCGCGACCUCGUUGUGUAUCUCCAGUCCAUAAGCUACAGCGGAUCAAGUUCUGCCACCUUGCUUUCCGAACCCAUUUUGAUCUUCAUUGAUUCGACAGAUCCGAAUCUCUGGCUCCCGGGAAGUGUGUGUGACGCCUUCGAAAAGGCAUUUGGGCUUGUGCUCGACAGCGAGACUGGCUUAUACUUGGUGAAUGACACUCAUAACACCGAAUUGCUCAACUCAAAUGCGCAGGUGACCUUUCGACUAUCUGAUGUGGCCUCUGGCGGCGAUGCCGUGACAAUCGUUCUCCCGUACGAUGCUUUCUCUCUUACUGCACAGCCUCCCUUAGUCAACAAUAACAGCUAUUAUUUUCCACUGAAACGUGCAGCCAAUUCUACUCAGUAUACACUGGGCCGGACAUUUUUGCAAGAAGCUUAUCUCUCUGUCGAUUACGAGCGUGGCGUUUUCAAUGUGUCGGCAUGCGCAUGGAAUGAAGUUGCUGAGCAAAAUAUCGUCACAAUCACACCCAAGGAAUCCAACUCGUCAACUUGCUCUGGAAGCAGAUGCUCGUCUAGUCUUGGUAAUUCAGGAGGUUCCUCACUACUUAGCCGCGGCGCCGUAGCUGGUAUCGCGAUUGCUGCACUGGUUGGAGUCAUCAUUCUCGCGGUAUUCUUCUUCUUUUUCAUUCGCCGUCAACGCCAGAAGGCCGCAUACAAAGCAACCCCACCUGAGCCCGACGUAUCCGUCCUCUCUGGCCCAGUACACAAUGCCAACCCUCCCGACCCACUCCACACCGACCAGUGUCCUCCACAGUCAAGAUUUUGGUCUCCAGAUGCGGUCCGUGGCGGUCUCAGCGAGAGUCAUAAUGGCGAUAGUAGUGGCGACGGUGUUACUAGUGAGAAUAGUGCUAACAAGCACGUUUUGGAAUUAGACGGUCAUGAUAUACAGAUCAAGCCGGUUUACCACGAGCUACCAGGUAGUGAAGUCUGGAGGACAGGCCCAGACCCGGCCUCCGUGGUGCGGCGGGUGCGAACUUCUUACGCUUAA